GUUGUGUUGUGGGUAAUUUGCGCCUUGUCUGUUUGUCAUUAGACUUCCUCGUUUGAUUUCACUACUGUUUGUCUUCGUUGAAACGACCCGUUAUUGGCCAUGGCUACGAAAAUUGGAAAGAAAAGGAAGAGUCGAAUUCUUGUCGAUUCCGAAAGUUCUGACAGUGACAGCCCUGCUGAUCUUGAUGAGGACUUGUUAUCCCUUGCAAAGAGAAAACGUUCAGCUGAACCAGAACCACAGAACAACAGUCAGAAAAGUGAAUCCUCAGGUUCUGAAACCUCAGACAGUGACGAUGAGUGGAUGGCAGGAGGCAAAAAGAAAACUAAAAGACCACUCAAGAAGAGGACUCGUAAAACAGCUGCCUCUGAUGGUUCAGCUGCAGAAAGUGAAUCUGAGAAGUCAUCUUUGGAAGAAGGGGAAGUAUCAGACUCUGAAAGCAACAAGUCAUCUGGGUCAUACUCAAGUGAUUCAGAUUCAGAUGAAUUCCGGGAUGGUUAUGCAGAUGAUAUGAUGGGUGAUGAAGAGGACAGAGCACGAUUAGAACUUAUGACAGAAAAAGAAAGAGAACAGGAAUUGUUCAACAGAAUUGAAAAAAGAGAAGUUUUAAGAACAAGGUUUGAAAUUGAAAGGAAGCUGCGGCAAGCCAAAAAGAAAGACAUGAAGAGACAGAAGAAACAUGAAGGAGAGGCUAGACAUGUUCACAGAGUAAAAACCACACAUGAGAGAAGCCAAGAAAGGAGGCGGACAAUAGAUGAAAGAAGAGAUAAGAAAGCUGAAGCUAUUAAAACCCUUAGAGCAGAAAGAGAGAAGAAGCGAAAGACAGCCGAGGCUCAAGCAAACAAGAAACAGCCAGUUAAAGUGAGUGAUGUGUAUUCAGAAAGUGAAAGUGAUGAAAAUGAUGAUUCUAGUGGAGACCAAAGUGACGACUCAUACCGGGCUUCAGACAGAGACGAUGAGGAUGUAUAUGAAGAGCGUAGGUCCCAUACUGUGAACAGUAAAGAUGAUUUACUCAGGGUCAAACUAUCAAGGCAUAAACUUGAAAGGUGGGUUCAUAUGCCAUUUUUCACUACUGUUGUUAAAGGAUGCUUUGUUAGGAUAGGAAUUGGUACAAAUGAUGGUAGACCAGUUUACAGGGUUGCUGAAAUUACGGAUGUUGUUGAGACUGCUAAGAUCUAUCAGCUAGGUAGUACCAAAACAAAUAAAGGUCUCAGAUUAAGACAUGGAACACAGGAAAGAGUCUUUAGGCUGGAAUUUGUAUCAAACCAGGAGUUCUCAGAACACGAGUUUUUUAAAUGGAAAGAAGAGCUAAUGUUAAACGGUCUUCAGUUACCAACAAAAGAAGAAAUUGAGGAUAAAUACCGAGAAAUACAAAGUGCAUUGAAAUACAACUUCAAUGAAGAUGAUGUUGAUAAGAUGGUGCAAGAAAAAAAGAAGUUCCGAAAGAAUCCCAGAAACUACGCCAUGAAGAAAACAGAUUUGAUGAAACGAAGGGAUGAAGCUGAUCAACAAGGGGAUGUGGAACAAGUCAAGAUGUAUGCCAAAGAGUUAGAAGAUUUGGAAGAAAGAGCUGAAGAGUUGGACAAACAGAGAACGAAGAAUAUCAGUGCCAUCAGUUAUAUAAAUCAGAGAAAUAGACAGAAAAACAUAAAGGAUGCCGAAAUAGCUAUGGCAGAGGAAAUUAAAGAACUCGUCAAUGCUAAAGACGAUCCAUUUACAAGAAGAAAAUCAAAGCCACAACCACUAGUGACAAGGACUCGAGACAUACAGCCAUCAGUUGAACUUUUAACAAAAUUAGCAGAACAAGCAAGACGAGAAGAGGAAGAAAGGAAAAAAGCAGAAUUGGAGAAGAAGGAAUCGGAAGAUGACAUGGAUAUGUUGGGACUUGAAUUGACUGCAUCUGGUAAAUCUACAGCACAAAUGCCAGAAAGAAGGGUAUCUGAAGAUCUGUUCCAUGCACAUGACUUUGACAUUAAAAUAGACUUGGAUGUCCCAGGUGGAG
Messenger RNA from Saccoglossus kowalevskii, 1999 nucleotides. RefSeq names its product RNA polymerase-associated protein RTF1 homolog. Gene Ontology annotation, molecular function: RNA polymerase II C-terminal domain phosphoserine binding; DNA binding. NCBI's taxonomy places the organism in Eukaryota, Metazoa, Hemichordata, Enteropneusta, Harrimaniidae. Gene Ontology annotation, cellular component: Cdc73/Paf1 complex. The record is from RefSeq and is a predicted model, not a curated record.